CUUUAAAAUGGCGGCUAGUAUAGACGGUGUUUUUGAAGAAAUUUUAAAAUCAUCGAUAUUAUCUGCCAGAGUGUUGGUUGUGGGCGCAGGAGGUAUAGGUUGUGAACUUUUGAAGAAUCUUGUUCUCUCAGGUUUCGAAGAUGUCGAAAUUAUUGACUUGGACACAAUUGAUGUGAGCAACUUAAAUCGCCAGUUUUUGUUUCAUAAGCAACAUGUUGGAAAAUCCAAGGCAGCAGUUGCACGGGAAAGUGCACUGACAUUUAAUCCCAAUGCCUCUAUCAAAGCAUACCAUGACAGUAUUACGAGCUCUGAAUACGGAGUGAAUUUCUUCAAAAGAUUUUCAUUGGUAAUGAAUGCCUUGGACAAUCGUGCUGCUCGGAACCACGUCAACCGAAUGUGUCUAGCAGCUGAUGUUCCUCUGAUUGAAAGUGGAACAGCAGGUUACGACGGUCAAGUGGAGUUGAUAAAGAAAGGUCUGACACAGUGCUACGAGUGUCAGCCGAAAGCAGCUCAGAAAACUUUUCCAGGGUGUACCAUUCGCAACACACCCUCUGAGCCCAUUCACUGCAUUGUCUGGGCAAAACAUCUCUUUAACCAGUUGUUUGGAGAAGAUGAUCCUGAUGAAGACGUGUCACCAGAUACAGCAGACCCAGAAGCUGCAGGUGAUGCAGGGGAGGAUGCCCUCAAGAUUUCCACAAAUGAGAAUGGUAAUGUUCAGCGUGUGUCAACACGAAAUUGGGCACAGUCAUGCAAGUAUGAUCCACAAAAACUGUUCCACAAGUUGUUUCAUGAUGACAUCAAAUAUUUGCUCAGUAUGGACAACCUGUGGAAGAAGAGAAUACCUCCAACACCCCUGUUUUGGGGGAAUCUUCCAGAUGCUGUUGCAGGUAGCAGCAGAAAUGAAAAGGAAAGUGGAUUGAAAGAUCAGAAAAUGUGGAGUAUUGCUGAGUGUGCUCAGAUAUUUGCCAACAGCUGCAGAAAUCUUAAGAACCAAUUUGAGUCCUUGAAAGAGGAUGAUCACUUGGUUUGGGAUAAGGAUGACAAGAAUGCAAUGGACUUUGUUGCAUCAUGUGCCAAUAUACGAGCUCACAUAUUUUCUAUACCUCAGAAAACCCGUUUUGAUAUUAAAUCUAUGGCCGGCAACAUCAUCCCUGCAAUCGCGACAACAAAUGCCAUCAUAGCUGGCAUCGUAGUGCUGCAUGCCUUCAACGUGUUGAAGAAUAAUUUUGAGAGUUGCCAGACAGCAUAUUUAAGGCCAAAACCAACCCACCGAAACCAACUGAUUGUGCCAGAGAAGUUUCUGAAUCCUCCAAAUCCAAAAUGCUAUGUUUGUUCUCCAAAGCCUGAGGUUACUCUCUGUGUUGAUGUAAACUCCAUGACAGUAAAGGAUUUAGAGGAGCAGGUGCUGAAAAAGACACUCAACAUGGUGGCUCCAGAUGUGAUACUAGAUGGAAAGGGAACUGUAAUCAUUUCUAGUGAGGAGGGUGAGACCUCAGAGAAUAAUCCAAAGAAGCUUGGUGAACUUGGAAUUGCAGAUGGAAGUAUUUUAAAGGUGGAUGACUUUCUUCAAAACUAUGAACUUAGUGUUACAAUCAUUCAAAGGCUAGUUCCAAAGGAUGGGCCUGAUUUUGAAGUUGUUGCUGAUCCAUCACAGCUGAAACCAAAGGAUGAUGAUAAAGUAGAAUCAUCAACAGCUAAUGGUGAACCAGAUCAAGAUGAUGAUAUACUACAAGUGGUGGAGGAAGAUGAUGAUAGUUCCCAGCAGUUUGAUUCCAAGAAGAGAAAAACAGAUGGUGAAACAGAAGGUGGCAUUUCAAAGAAGCGCAGAACUGAAGAUGUUAUUGUGGUUAUUUGAGAGGACAGAAAUUGAUGAAAUGCACCAAAUAAAAAAAGAGGUGGUUUUCUAAGGCAGCUAUGAAAAAAAUGCCAGUCGAAUAUCCUGGGACUGUGUUCUGCAGGGGUCUGUGUUAUAUGCAAGGGUGGUCAGCCUAUGUCUUAUUCUAGUUGAAGAAUUAAAACAAUCUUUACCUGUAAUAUUCGGCAA
This is a messenger RNA of Cryptotermes secundus, 2044 nucleotides long. It is a transcript of the gene Uba2, whose product is annotated as SUMO-activating enzyme subunit 2. The coding region runs from base 8 to 1855 and encodes 615 amino acids. The transcript is spliced from 15 exons. Gene Ontology annotation, biological process: protein sumoylation. Lineage: Eukaryota; Metazoa; Arthropoda; Insecta; Blattodea; Kalotermitidae. Gene Ontology annotation, molecular function: SUMO activating enzyme activity. Gene Ontology annotation, cellular component: SUMO activating enzyme complex; cytoplasm. The record is from RefSeq and is a predicted model, not a curated record.